CUUAUCUGGAUAUCCUCUUCCAUCUCUCUCUCUCUCUCUCUCUCUCUCUCUCUCUCGAUACACACAUACACACACCUUAUCUACAUACAUAAAUAUAUUUUUGAAGUCUCAUGAUUCUCUAGGGUUUAUGUUAUUCAGAUAAUAUAUUGUACUAAUGUUUCAAUUUUAAUGUUUUACCACUUAAUCCAUGGUAGUUGGUGAAUCUAUUUUAUGCUCUUAAUUUUUCUUAAACCAGUACAAUGUUGAUUUUAGAGGAACUAAGGCAAUAAUAUGAUGAAUAUUAUCUUCUCCCAAGUUCGAUGAAGAAAGAUGCUUUUUUGAAUACAUUUGAUUCACCUAGCAGAAAAACAACACAGUUGAUUCAAAAUCAGAUGGAUUUGUUUGGAUCAGUGUUUCUAAUACUGAUAUAAUUGGACACUGGCCCUUUCUUUUUGCUCCAUCACUUUCUUCCUCUUCUAGGUUCUAUCCUAUUCCACUUACAUGAAUAAUAAUGCUUAGAUAAUGCCUUUUUUUAAUUUAUCAGGCCUGUGAUAGGAUGCAAUAAGGAAAUAUUAUAAUGAAGGUCAUGUUGUUAUGACAUGGUAGCUUAUGAGUUAUUGGUUUUGAAUUUACAUAGGUUAAGAUGACUUUCCUGCAUCUGCAGCUUGAAAUUUGAAAUUUGUAUUGAUUGUUUAACUCUCUGACCCAUGAGUGUGAAGAAAUUCUAUUUAAGAGCUCGUGAAAGAACAUCAAUGGUAUCUGGUUUCUCUUAAAUGAUCAUACUUGUUUUAACAGAUACUAGUACAUUUACCCUUUGAUGUUGACAAUUUUCAUUAUUUCUAUUAGAACAGAGAUUAUCACUUAUUUAUUGACUUAUUUGAUCUGAGGAAGGGUAUUUCUAUUUGCUGUUUUGGUUCUGUAUAAACGAAUGUAUUUGUCUCAGUUAAGGUAAUUAGAAUUUGAAUUCCUGCAAUAAUGGUAACAUAUGAGCUGAGAUUAAUUGCUAUAAUGCACAGGUUAAGUUUCUCUUUUGGGCCUAAUUGAUUGGAACACAGUUGAAGUUGAACUAUGCACAAAGGGGGCCAGGGGGAUUUACUCUAGAAUGGAUUACACAUGAAAUAUGACAUUUUUGUGAAUGUGUGAUGUCUAUGUUGGACACAAGCUCUCGUUGACACACCCUCAAAUGUGUUAGACACUCAUUCAAACAUUUUUUACUAUUCUUUGCAUCUUUCUUGGAACUGAAGAUGCCUUAAAAAUUCAACUUCUGUUCUUCAUUUAUUGAUGUGAGAAUAUUGCAGCUAAUGGUUAAAAUCAACAUAUUGUGGUUUGAUGCCUUUCAGUCCCUCUAAACAUUGAACAUUUAAUGCUUGGGAACUGAAAGGCUAGAAGUUCCCAUGUUAUUUGGAAAUAAGAUUUUUCCAAAUGGCCAAUCAUGAUGCUUUUAUAACCUUACUGUAACAUAAGGGUUUUCUUUUUUCUUUGUUUUUUUUUUGCCCCCUCGCAGGGGGGGGGGGCGCACAAUUUAUGAUGUGUGGAGAAAUGAUUCCAACUAUGAAAACAUAUUGUUGUGCCAGUGUGUCCAGGUGCCAUCCUAUCCUGUCCAAUUUCAGAAUACAUGCUUCUUAGUUUAGAAACUGAUAGUUGGCACUGUGAUUCUGCCAGCUUAUGUAUACAUCACAUCUAGGUAAAGAUUUUCUGAUUGUCCUGGUUAGAGCCAUAAUGGAUUUUACUUCUUGGGCUUGGUCAGGGUUUAAGGCUUUGUCAUGUUAAGUCAUUUACUAUGCCUGGACAUUCUCAACUUCAGAUACCCUAUGGAAGGUUAAAUUUUGAAAAAGGCGGGAUAAAAGUCCUUUUGUGGUUUAUGGAGACAACUGAACCUUUUUUUUCUUCCACUGUUGGAAUUGAGCUAUCUCAGCCUUAAUGUCUAAAAAGUAAUUUUAUAAAUUGUCACGACCCUAGGGGUUAGCUAGGGUCUAGAAAGGAAAUUGGAAGAAUUCGGAAGAGAAACAGAGAAGAAUUGGAGGGAGAGACAGCACAGAAAUCAAGAGAAAAGAGGGAAAACAAGGAAGAACGAGAGAGAGAAAGUAAGGGGGGAAAAUAUGAAUUCACUAUAUCAUUUCAACAUAUAUUUCUCUACAUACUAGGGCCUAUUUAUAGGCUGUUCAACUGGAAGUAGAGUCUAGGAAUAACACCCAGGUGCACUACAACCAGAGUUAUUAAAGGCGCGCCUAGGCGCACGCCUAGGCUCAAGGUGCACCAAGGUGCACCUUGGGCACCUGAAAGCCUUCCAGGCGGACGCAGACCAAAAGGCGCGCCUCAAGUGCGCCUCAGCCCAAGGUGCGCGCCUUGGGCUUUUUAGCUAUUUUUCAAGUUUUUUAUUUCACUGUUUGUUACUUUAUUUAAUUUUUUACUGUUGAGGGUUUAAAUUUAUUGCUUCAACUACAAAUUUGACAAUAAAUAAAAUGGCUACUACUUCAAAUGCUCCAAUUGAAUUUGAUCUAGAUAAAGAUGGAUAGGGAGAAUUGAACAAAUUCAAGGCAUGUAAUAACAAAAUGCAAUAUUAAGUCACUAAAACAAAGAAAGAUGCAAAUUCAAGUCUAGUAUAUUACCUACCAAAAAAAUGUAUGAAACUAUCAUCACACUUUUAAACCAUAGAAAUCAUCCAACAAGAGGAGUAGAUGAUGUGGAAGAAGAUAUUAGAGAUGAUGCUUCUAAUGAUGAAAAUAUAGAAAUGUUUGGUCUUUAGAGUGGUUUUUUUUAUAACAUGCUUGUUAAAAUAUUAUUAGAAGUUAUGAUCUAUUUUAUGCCUUUUUCUUCAACUAUAUUUUUAUUUUUUUAUUAACUUGCGCCUAGUUCCACCAGGCUCGCGCCUCGCCUUGCGCCUCAGGCUCCAAGACCCUUGUGCGCCUUAGUGCGCCUUGCGCCUUUAAUAACACUGACUACAACAGAACUAACACCAUUUCCUAACCAACAAUGUAACUAAUUACUGCUUUGCCCCUAUAAUACCCCAAGGGUCGUGACAUAAAUCAGGUGUUGCCUCAUUUUGUAAUCCUGUACUCUGCUUUUAUUUGUAGGAUAACAGCUUUCAACUGAAAGGCAUUUCAGAGAGCAGAUUCAACCAAACUUUAAGUAUGCUAUUGCAUGUCGAUUCCUGCCAUCACCUACAAAUCUCCCUGCUGAAUGCAUGUGGUGUACACAUGAGCUCAUUAAGUUAGAACAAAAAAAAAAAAAAAAAAAUAUGAAUUCCUUUUCCUGAUGAUUAUUGAAUAUGAAGAUUAGCUUACUAGUCAGGUUUCCUAAAAAAUCUUAGUUUACAAUGUGCGAGAAAGAUUUUGUAAGAACCAAAUAAGGAAAUAAGCAAGUUCCAUCAACUCCUCUUGUAACUAGCCAUAGAUGUGGAUCUUACUUGACCUUGCUCUUAUUGUCUCUACUAGCCCAAAAAGUUUAUGCUCACAUAUUUUUGGCUAAGAUUGCCAUCACAUUCCUAUCUUAAUUAUGGUAUCUUUCCUAGUUAACUUAUCAUAAGCAAUGUUUAUUAAUUGAAUUUAGUGUACUUUUUAUUGAUUCAAGACUUUGGUUUUGACAUAAUCAUUAGUUUAGUCACUUCUAUUAUCCGAACUUAUGCAGUGGCUUUUUAAUUCUUUGGUAUAGUGUUGAAUGUACUCUAAAAUUUUAUGGUUUUCAAUGUCAAUUAUAAAUUUAAACUAGCAUGACCUAAACCUAUAAAGCAUUUUUAGUUCCACAACUCAUAAUUUAUGCUUGUGGUAUGUUUAUUCAUGUUCCAGGGGGGAAAAAAAAAGUAGAAUCUUUUUGGAUCUGCUGCUUAUUCGAAGAUAUGGUACGGGGAAGAGAUGCCUGUUGGGAACAUUGUGUCCUUGUUGAUGCAACAAGGCAAAAGGUAAAGUGCAAUUAUUGUCAGCGAGAGUUCAGUGGAGGAGUUUAUAGGAUGAAGUUUCAUUUAGCUCAAAUCAGAAACAAAGACAUAGUUCCCUGUGCGGAAGUCCCAGAUGAUGUGCGGGACCAGAUUCAGUCAUUAUUGAACACCCCCAAGAAGCAGAAAACCCCUAAGAAACAAAAGGUGGAUCCGGCAGCUAAUGUUCAGCAAAAUAGUUCCUCUGCUAGUGGUGGCAUCCAUCAGAACCAUGGAUCCAGUGGGCAGCAUGGUAGCACUUGUCCGUCAUUGUUAUUCCCCCAUCCAUCCCCAAGUGCACAGCCAGCUUCAGAUGCUGGUGAAAAGCAGAAACAAGAUGAGGCGGAUAAGAAGAUUGCUGUAUUUUUCUUUCAUAACUUCAUUCCUUUUAGUGCUGCUAAAUCCAUGUACUAUCAGGAAAUGGUGGAUGCUGUUGCAGAGUGUGGGGUGGGCUAUAAAGCACCCAGUUACGAAAAGUUGAGGUCCACGCUCUUGGAAAAAGUGAAAGGGGACAUAAAUGGGUGUUACAAGCGAUUGAGAAAUGAAUGGAAGGAAACAGGUUGCACAAUCUUAUGUGAUUGCUGGUCUGAUGGGCAAGACAAAUCACUUGUGGUGUUUUCUGCUGCAUGCCCUAAAGGUACAUUAUUCCUGAAGUCAGUUGAUGUGUCUGGCCAUGCAGAUGAUGCUCAUUACUUGUUUGAGUUGCUUGAGUCAGUUGUUUUGGAAGUUGGCAUAGAAAAUGUUGUUCAAGUUAUAACAGACAGCACCGCUAGCUACGUCUAUGCUGGAAGUCUUCUUAUGACUAAGUACUCUUCAAUAUUCUGGUCUCCUUGUGCCUCACAUUGUAUUAAUAAGAUCUUGGAAGAUUUCAGCAAACUAGAGUGGGUGAGUAUGAUAUUAGAAGAGGCAACUACCAUCACAAGAUACCUAUAUAGUCAUGUGGGAAUGCUGAAUAUGAUGAAGAAGUUCACAGGUGGAAGGGAAUUGAUUAGACCUAAAAUCACUAAAUUUAUUGCUCAUUUCCUCUCCCUGAGGUCUAUUGUGACUCAGGAGGAUAAUUUGAAACACAUGUUUUCUCAUACAGACUGGGUAUCCUCAUUUGGUAGGCGUCAUGAUGCCCAAGCUAUUAAGUCCUGGUUGUACACAGAAAGAUUUUGGAAGUGUGCACGUGAAGCUGUAAGUGUUACAGAUCCGCUAGUUAAAAUCCUGAGGAUUGUAGAUGGCGACAUGCCUGCCAUGGGCUAUAUAUUUGAGGGAAUGGAGAGGGCAAAGGUCAUGAUCAAGGCAUUCUAUAAGGGUGUUGAAGAAAAAUACGUUCCAAUUUGGGAUAUAAUUGAUAGGAGAUGGAAUAUGCAGCUUCACUCACCACUACAUGCAGCAGCAGCCUUCCUGAAUCCUUCUGUUUUCUACAAAUUAAACUUCAAAGUUGAUACAAGAAUAAGGAAUGGAUUUCAAGAAGCCAUGAUGAAAAUGGCUACAGAGGACAAGGACAAAAGAGAAAUAACCAAAGAGCAUCCAGUAUACAUAAAUGCUCAAGGUGCUCUGGGAACUGAUUUUGCAAUCAUGGGAAGGACACUGAACACUCCAUGUGAUUGGUGGGCUGGUUACGGUUAUGAAAUCCCAACACUACAGAGGGCUGCUAUGAGGAUACUAAGUCAACCUUGUGCUUCUCACUGGUGUAGAUGGAACUGGAGCACCUUCGAGAGUAUGCAUGGGAAGAAAUGCGACACUUUGUUGCUGGAUAGAUAUAGUGAUCUUGUUUUUGUGCACUGCAAUCUCUGGUUACAGUCGAUUGUUAAUGGUAGGGGUGGGAAAUGUAAGCCAGUUGAUUACGAUGAAAUAGAUGUUAGUGCCGAGUGGCCAUCUGAAUCUGAAUCUUCGCCUUCUCUUUUGGAUGAUUCUUGGUUGGAUAAUCCACUCUUUGAGUGAAGAGGUAGUCCUUAAACUUGUGAUGAGUUAAAUAGGAAAAGGGAAGAGAAUAGAAAUCCUGUUGUUCAAUAUUUGAUUUUAUAUGGAACUACAGUUAAGUUUUAGGUUUGUAAAUUAUUAUGAAUGUGGAUUUUGUUUUAGGACCUUACAUGCAUGCUGCAUUCCUGUUACCCAUUUCAUAUGUUGACUCUAUUCAUUUAUGAA
Diospyros lotus (date-plum) is the source of this 6022-nucleotide messenger RNA. RefSeq lists its product as uncharacterized. The coding region runs from base 3746 to 5818 and encodes 690 amino acids. NCBI's taxonomy places the organism in Eukaryota, Viridiplantae, Streptophyta, Magnoliopsida, Ericales, Ebenaceae. Gene Ontology annotation, molecular function: DNA binding; protein dimerization activity. The record is from RefSeq and is a predicted model, not a curated record. The transcript has 2 exons.